AUGGAGUCCUUCUUCCUCCUUGGGGCAGAAGCUCGAGGGAGGUUCCUCCAGAUCGCCGGCCGCACUCUGGGUUGCACGUAUAUCUGCACAUGGACUCCUCUCUCCCAUCCGCCGAUUAACCUUUUGAUCUCCACAGAUGGAUGGCACCGUGAGGAAGACGGCGAUCUCCCGAGCUCCUCGUCGGGAAGCAUCUCCCUGAGGCUCUUUGAAGCCUACCGCGGAUCCCUUUGCAGUAUUCAGAAUGGUUGUAUUCCCGGGUUGGCCUACAAAGGUGCGCCUGCAUACAUCGAGUUAAGGGAUGCAGAUCUAAUGACCUUGGCAUGGAUGAACGUACAACGGGAAUUCUACCAGGAAGCCGGAAUAAAGACUGCAGUAUUCGUGGGAUGCAGGAACGGAGAAAUUGAAUUAGGAAUGACGAUGUCACCGGAUACAAACCUGCAUGUGAUUAUCCAGCAAGUGUUCGGUGAAGACUUCGUUCAACGGUACCAGUUAGGAGGAGGAGGAGGAAGAGACUUCAUGCGGCACUCCCAAUCAGGAAACCUCAUACUGCCACCUGAACUGGGUGCUCCUUUUGUUCCUGAGGCGAUCACAGAGCAACCAGUGGCUCCGUCACACCAAAUGCCCAUGCAAGCCUACAACCCGAACCGAAAUGUUCAAUUCCCAGCCUCUACAGGUGAUGAUGAAGCAAUGAGGAGAGCCAUGCUUGCUGUUAACUGGUUGCCAUCCUCGUCUUCUUCUCCACUUAGUCACCAGCUAGAUCUGCAACAACACCAAAUCUAUCAGAGACGUAUCGACCAUCAAAUUGGAGCAUUUAAAGCUUUCGAUCCAGCUCUUGCUCCAAAACCGGAGGCAAAUCAGAACUUACCUGGCCAAAGAAUGAUUAAGAUGGGCAUCAACAUCUUGACAGAAAUUAACAGGAUGAGGAUGGAAGCUCGAGCGCAGGAACAUCGGCCAACAAGUAACCAGUUGUACCACAUCAUAUCGGAGCGCAGGCGUCGGAAGAAGAUUAAUGACUACUUUCAUGCUCUCAGAGUGCUACUUCCGCCAGGAUCUAAGAAGGACAACGUAUCGGUGCUGGCAAACACGAAGACCUACUUGAAUUCCUUGAAAGCUCGACUCUCUGAGCUUGAGGAGAGGAAUCAAAUGCUAGAACGUCAACUGAAGUCUGCCGACGACGUUGAUGAAGUUAGUGAUCGAAGCGAAAGAGUCGAAGUUCAGAUAAGCCGAUCCUCCGAGUUCAAAUCAGAGGCGCAACAAAUCAACCUCAGCCUCAUCGUAAGGGAGGAAUGUGAUAUGAUAGAUCUGGUUCUCCAUGCGCUUCGACUCCUGAAAGAGAUGAGAGACGUAAUAUUGAUAUCCAUGGAUGCAAGCACGAGAUCGCCAUCGAGAAAUAUAUUCGCAAGGGCCAAUCUUAAGCUACAAGUGAAGGAUAGUGAUUGGGACGAGGGCAGGUUCGAGGAAGCCGUGACCAAAGCCGUCGUCGAUGCGUUGGCACAAGGAAAAACGAAGACUCCAUCACAUUCUUCACCGGCCCAUCAAUCUUGACCAUCUCUAUUUUUCAGUUCGAUGGCUCGAGAGACAAACAAGAAGCAGCAACAUGGGGUCAAAUGAGGUAAAUAAGGCAACGUAAAGGUGCCCAUAAAGCAUAUCCAAAGGUGCAUGCUAUCAUGGAGGAGGGAGUAUAUAUUUCUUGGGUGCCACACCGUAGAAUGAAAAGCUCAAAGCUGGGGGAAUGAGGAGGGGGGGUACAUUUUUUUCUAUUUAAACAGGGAGUUGUUUACUGAGGAUAACAUGCGAUGGUGGCCGGGUUUGACUGGCCAAUUAGAUCGAUGAACUUUUGGUGUGUCACUUUUUUCUUUUA
Molecule: messenger RNA, 1861 nt
Organism: Musa acuminata subsp. malaccensis (wild Malaysian banana)
Lineage: Eukaryota; Viridiplantae; Streptophyta; Magnoliopsida; Zingiberales; Musaceae
Source: RefSeq, a predicted model, not a curated record